AUGUUUCUUAUAAGCUGCAGCCAGGUAGCCCUUUGUAAUUACUACAUGAAUAAUAAUUGCUACAUCUGUCUCUUCAUUUUCAUCAAUUUUCUGCCUGUCUUUGCUCAUCAAACCAAUGUCACACCUCCCCUUUCGUUCACCAUACCUCAGUUCAACCCUGAUACAGAGAACAUACUCUAUGAAGGUGAUGCCACGCCUUCCUUGGGCAGGGUAGAACUCAAUACAGUCUCCCAAUUGUUCCGCGUAGGGCGGUGUUCCUAUUCGCAACCUUUGCACCUAUGGGACUCUGCUACCGGUUCACUAGCAGAUUUCACAACCCAUUUCACUUUCAUGGUUGACACUCAUAACAAUAGCAAAUUCAGUGAUGGGUUUGCCUUUUUCCUUUCUCCUGUUGGCUAUCCAAUUCCACCUAACUCUGCUGGUGGUAAUCUAGGAUUGUUCAACAGCAGCACUAAUUUUGCAGUGUCCAAAAACCAAAUUGUAGCAGUUGAGUUUGAUUCCUACACAAAUAUUGAGUGGGAUCCAAGUGGACCUCAUGUUGGGAUCAAUGUAAACAAAAUCUCCUCAAUUGUUAACACCAGUUGGGUUUUUAGCAGCAACAAAAAGAAGGUGGCUAAUGCAUGGAUAACUUAUAAUGCUACCACAAACUACCUCAGUGUGUUUUGGACAUACCAGGAAAACCCAAAUCCUGCUUUUAUUGACAGUCCUUUUUCGCUUUCUCACCGUGUUGACUUAAGAGAGGUUCUCCCCGAAUGGGUUACUAUUGGUUUUUCAGCUGCUACUGGAAAAGCCCCCGAGCGGCAUGUUAUAAAUUCUUGGGAAUUCAAAGCACAUUUGGAUUCUGGUGAGAUACGAAACAAACAAAAGGAUACGAAAAUGAAGAAGAAAUAUUUGAUAGGAGGAAUUGCUGCUUUUACUUUGUUAAUUUUGAUGCUUGGUGUGGCCUUGUGUAGGUUGGUUGUAAAGAAGCGAACAGUCAGGAUUGGUGGACAUGAAAAUUACUCCAAGGAUGUGACCUCCAUAAAUAAGGAUCUUGAGAGACGAGCAUUCCCUAAACGAUUUUCUUAUAAGGAAUUAGUUGCAGCCACCAAUGGCUUUGCAAACACUGGAAGGCUAGGCCAAGGAGGGUCAGGACAUGUUUAUAAAGGAAUCUUACAGGAUCUAGGCUGUGCAAUUGCUGUGAAGAAAAUAUUUGCAAAAUCUGAUUACUAUGAGAAAAUCUUCAUCAAUGAAGUCAAAAUUAUAAGCCGCUUAAUACAUAGAAACCUGGUGCAAUUUAUUGGAUGGUGUCAUGAGGAAGGCGAAUGCUUACUUGUUUAUGCAUACAUGCCUAACAGCAGCCUCGACACACAUCUAUUCGGAUGUAAAACAAGCCUGCAAUGGAAGUUCAGGUAUAAGAUAGCUUUAGGCUUGGCCUCUGCCCUUCAUUAUCUACAUGAAGAUGCAGAGCAAUGUGUUCUUCAUAGGGAUAUCAAAUCAGCUAACAUAUUGUUGGACGAAGACUUCAGCACUAAGCUCGGUGAUUUUGGGAUUGCAAAGCUUGUUGAUCCAUGGUCCAGGACUCAAACAAUAGGGGCGGUAGGGACUUUUGGAUACAUAGCCCCAGAAUAUGCAAAUGGAGGAAGGGCCAGUAAAGAAUGUGACAUGUUUAGUUUUGGAGUUGUGGCCUUGGAAAUUGCUUGUGGAAGGAGGACUUACCAGGAUGGAGAAUUUCACGUGCCACUUGUCAGUUGGGUUUGGCAACUGUACCUUGCAGGUAAUCUUCUCUAUGCAGCUGAUGAGAGAUUGGAUAACAUUUUUGAUAAAAAUGAAAUGGAAUGCUUGUUAAUGGUGGGAUUAUGGUGCACUCAUCCCAACAGCAAGGGAAGGCCAAGAGCUGGAAAAGUCAUGAAGGUUCUUCAGCUUGAAGAACAAUUGCCGGAACUUCCACAUGACAUGCAUGAACUUGAGCAUCAUCUGUCUCAUCAUGAUCUCAUAUGA
This is a messenger RNA of Prunus avium (sweet cherry), 1980 nucleotides long. Lineage: Eukaryota; Viridiplantae; Streptophyta; Magnoliopsida; Rosales; Rosaceae. The record is from RefSeq and is a predicted model, not a curated record.